UAUUCAAGCGAAGGAUGCAGCUUUGUUUCCGUAGUAACAGAUAACUUUACUGCCACCGGGGUGGUAUGGACGAGCUCGGUAACGGCUGCACAUAGCAUCCAUAUCCAAUGCACCGGAAGCUGCACAUGAAAGCUCCUAUAUAUAUAUAUAUAUAUAUAUAUAUAUAUAUUACAAGGAUUGGAAGAACCAGUGCAGCUGUGGGGAGACUAUAACUCCCAGCAUACCCUGGCAGCCUGCAGCCCCCUAGUUGUAGUUUAUAUGUAUGCACCUGCAGCCCCCUCCUUUGUCCAGUUUGAGCUCAUGCUUUGUGUUUCUUCUUGUAGAUCACGCCCCUAGAGAUGACCAUGAAAUAUUUCUAACCAUGCAGAAUAUAAAGGAGGAGCCCGUGGAUGCUGGUGCAGUCAGCGGCAGAUCACAAGAACAGUACUAUUCUUAUCUAGAAGACACUGACUUCAAGCAAGAGAAUGCCCCUGAGCUGGAGGGUGGGGUGGAUGGCGAGAUCAGAAUAGUGUCGAUAGAAAGUGCAAAGGAAGCCAACAACUGGGUUGACCAUGACGUCAAAUCACUGCUCAGUGUAUGGUCAGAUGACAGAAUCCCCCAUCAGCUGAAAGAAGCUGAUGAGAACUUUGUGGGUGGCAGUGAAGCUCAAGUAUUUGCUUUACGAAACAAGAGGAGGGGAUGUCAGAAUGAUCAUCAAGUUCCAUCGAAAAAAACGAUUUCUGCUGACAUAAGAAGUCGUGUUCCCGUUGAACUCUCAUCAGGGAUCCAUGCCAGUGAGGAAGUAGGCGGGAUUCAAGAAGUACAGAACUUUAUUGAUCAGCACAGUGUCUGUUUCAAGGAUCAGUCAGAACACCACAGAUAUAAACCUCAGAUGUCGCACCUGCCGACACGGCUUACCGGAGACAGCAUUCUUCAUCGAUUAAGCAAGCGUGGCCACCCCUCCUCUGGCAGGCUGAGGAAGGUCUGUAAAAAUAUCAUAUGUUUGCCUGCUGAAUACCCAGAGGAUUACUGCACAUACAGAGUUCCCCGGGGGACGGAGAGAGAACAGCUUGCCAUGCUGGGACUGGUGGGGAAGAUCCUCAUACAUUCCUCCUGGAACUUUGAGAAUUUCAGGACUGAAGUGAUUACCCUUUUCCGAAAGUGUUUUUCAUGUUCAGACGAGGAGUUUUCAUUUGAUUUCCUCCAGUGUCUACCAGGGAAUCGGAAACUGAUCAAACCAAAUGUGUCUGCAACUUUUAAAUGGAGUGGUGUCGCUAUAAUAAGCCUGGCUGCACAGGGCUCAUUGUAUGUCAAAACGCCACACACACUUGCCGCACCUGCACAGAAUAUGUUCUUCAAUACCAAGCGACGUCUUCCUGAUGCUGAGAGUGAAAAUAUUGCUUCAGACAGACAGAUUGCGGAAAUCAGUCAGCCAGGGGUUUCUCCCCUCAUACACAGCGUAGAUGAGAAGGAGGAUUCUCAACACUGCACUGUAAAAGACCUCAAGGUUCCCCAGCAUCAGACUCUGGCUCAAGAUCACACUGAUGAAACUGCAUCAAAUACAGGCCAGAGACCUACUGAGAACCCAUACCAAGGAAUAACUAAAGAGAUGUGUGACGUUCCUCAGCAUUCUGGAAGUUUACUGACGGAGUCCACAGACAACAUAUCUACAGGGAACACUGCCUCAAAGUACUACGCAGAGGGCAAAUCCUUCAACAUGACCAACAACUUUGUCUUUAAACUUCUGCGAGAUGCAGGUAUCAAGACAGCACUUCCGAGGAAAGUCAGUGAGAACAGAUUUGUCACCUGCGGUUGUGAAAUAAUUCCCAUUACAUGGGGGUGCUGGAGGAUAGCCACGGGCAUGUACCUCAAAAGACAUCCUGAUGCUGAAGGAAGCAGGCUUUACCCUCCCAGGGUAGAGAUGUUUUAUAAGGAUGAUGUCCGUGGUGAUGUUGUGUGUUCAACAAAGCAAUUAUUGGCCUCAAAGAUGAACUCUGCAGGCCUUUCCAUUGGUCAGUCUGAAAUUGACAUCAUAAAUCACAGUGUGGUGGCCAUGUUUGAAAUUUUGGAAAAAGCUUGUUUGGCUGCUGACUUCAUUCUUGUGAACAUAAAGGUUCAGUUUGGUGUGGACCUGGACAAUAAAGAAAUUGUCCUCGCAGACGUCAUUGAAUAUAAUUGCUGGCACCAGAGUCAAUUAGAAGACAAAGGGCAACAGGAUGACAAGCAAAAUCCGUUAAGUCAGAGAGGCCAAGGAAGAGUAGUUGUCCUGAUGGAAUCCACAUCAUACCUUGUGCAUUGUGAACAAAUUAAGGCAUCAUGUGCAAAGUACAAUAUCCCAUGUGAGCUAAGGGUGUCGUCUGCAUAUAGCGGACCCGGGGAGACGCUGGAUAUAAAAUCACAAUACGAAGGAGAUGGCACUCCUACAGUUUUUAUUACUGUAGCCGGAAGAAGUACCGGUUUGGCAUCUGUACUUUCUGCUAACACUGCCUAUCCUGUCAUUAACUGCCCGGCUUUAACGGCAGAUUGGAGAGCUCAAGAUAUGUGGUCUGCCCUCAGCGUCCCAGAGAAUCUUGGAUUUUGCACUGUGUUGUCUCCUCAAGCAGCAGCUCAGUUUUCUGCCCAUAUCUUAGGACUAAGUAGCCACCAGUUAUGGUCCAAGCUGCGCUCCUGCACUCUUAACAAGUGGAUCUCUGUGAAACAAGAGGAUGAGAAGCUGAGGGACAGCAGCAUGUGAUGUCCGUCUUCACUAUAACAAUAUCUCCAGACUGUAGAGUUGUAUGCAUUUCUAUUUGGAUAUUACUUGAUUAGACUGACAGAGAUGUAAGGACUCCCAAACCCAGUCUCUGCCUUCUGUCUCCAGAGGGGUGAUGGGAAAUACUUGGUGCACCAUUUAUAUUUAUUGCUUUUAUAUUUAAUAUCUUGUAAAUUUCUCAUAGUAACAUUUUUCAAUAAACCAUAAAACAUUUUUCUUGUACCACCA
This is a messenger RNA of Bufo gargarizans (Asiatic toad), 2959 nucleotides long. Its product is annotated as multifunctional protein ADE2-like. Bases 263 to 2713 code for a protein of 816 amino acids. The transcript is spliced from 17 exons. Lineage: Eukaryota; Metazoa; Chordata; Amphibia; Anura; Bufonidae. The record is from RefSeq and is a predicted model, not a curated record. Gene Ontology annotation, biological process: 'de novo' IMP biosynthetic process.